AUGUCAACAGCCGCGUCGGAGAACGGCCCCUCUUCGCCGCGGGCCUCGACCGAGCUGCACGUCAACGGAACGGCAACCAGCGGCGAGAAUGGCCGCAUCUCGAUCUCGUCCUCAUCCUCCCUUCCGCCGCCCUCGCAGGCAUCUUCGCAGCCUCCCGACGAGGCGGUAGCAGCGGAACGGACGCCCAUCUCGGCCAUGAGCGACGCCGAUGUCCGCGCGGAGCUCGAGCGAGUCCGCGAGGAGAGAGACGGCUUCGAGAGCCAGUACCGCGGCCUGCUGGCCAAGCUGACCCAGAUGAGGAGCACGCUCGGCGACAGGUUACGCCAGGAUGCGGAAGAGCUGGACCGCCGAGAGCACCAGAUCGACGAGCUGACCUCGCGCACCGCGGAGCUCGAAGCCACCGUGUCGACGCUCAAGGAGGAGCUCGUUUCGUCGCACGCCGAGACUGAGCGGAUCACGGCCGAGUCGGAUUCGCUGCGCGCCACCAUCGCCGCCUCGAGCGCCACCUCGGCCUCGACCUCGCAGGACGUCACCAGCCGGCUGGAGCGGGAGCGGGAGCUGCAGGAGAUGCUCGAGAGGCUCAAGAUGGACUGCGAAGGGUGGGAGACGGCCUGCCUCGAGGAGAGGGCCAGGAGAGAGGAGCUCGAGGCGACGGCAAGGGAAGCGCAGAGCGACAAGGAAAGGGCGGAACAGAGGGCCGAGGCGAUGAGGCAAAAGGCCGAGAGAGAGGAGCAGAGCGCCAGGGAGCUUCAGGCGGUGCUCGAGGAGUUCCAGAGCGCUCAGGAGAGCGAGCUGCGGAGGGCGCUCGGCGACCAGCAGGAGGCGUACGAGACGCUCACGCUCUCGCUCAGCCAGCACAAGGCGAGGGCCGACCAGGCCGAGUCGCAGCUGGCCCAGUACGAGGCGGCGGCCAAGCAGUCGCAGUCGCUGAGCGCCGAGGUGCGGGAAAAGAACCUGCUGAUUGGCAAGCUGCGCCACGAGGCCGUCAUCCUCAACGAGCACCUCACCGAGGCGCUGCGGCGGCUGCGCAACGACGGCGCCGAGACCAACGUCGACCGCAAGCUGGUCACCAACCUCCUGCUCCAGUUCCUCACCACGCCCAGGACCGACGGCAAGCGCUUCGAGAUGCUCAACCUCAUCGCCUCGGUGCUCGGCUGGAGCGACACGGAGCGGGAGACGGCCGGGCUGCAGAAGAUCGGCGGCGGCGGGUCCUCCAGGGGCGGCGGAUGGGGGAUCGGCGUGCAGAGCCCGAGCAAGGCCGACGGCAAGGGCAAAGGCCACGCGAGGAGCGCAGUGGCGGGCGACGAGUCAUUCUCCAACCUCUUUGUCGAGUUCCUGCUUUCGGAAGCCGAGGCCGGCGGCGGCACCGGAGGGACAGGGAGCGGCCCACCCACACCGGCCCGCAAGUCGAUCAGCAGCCCGUCGGCGGCCACGACGCCCGACGGGUCGUCGAGGCGGCCCAGCAUACCCUCACUCACGCAGUCCCUCUCGUCCACGUCGAUACGCGCCGACGACGUCCCUAACCCCAGAUAG
Pseudozyma flocculosa PF-1 is the source of this 1533-nucleotide messenger RNA. RefSeq lists its product as uncharacterized. Lineage: Eukaryota; Fungi; Basidiomycota; Ustilaginomycetes; Ustilaginales; Ustilaginaceae. The record is from RefSeq and is a predicted model, not a curated record. Gene Ontology annotation, cellular component: Golgi apparatus. Gene Ontology annotation, molecular function: small GTPase binding. Gene Ontology annotation, biological process: Golgi organization; endoplasmic reticulum to Golgi vesicle-mediated transport. The transcript has 4 exons. The coding region runs from base 1 to 1533 and encodes 510 amino acids.